Messenger RNA from Prunus dulcis (almond), 1188 nucleotides. RefSeq names its product KIN17-like protein. The record is from RefSeq and is a predicted model, not a curated record. NCBI's taxonomy places the organism in Eukaryota, Viridiplantae, Streptophyta, Magnoliopsida, Rosales, Rosaceae. The transcript has 2 exons. Gene Ontology annotation, cellular component: nucleus. The coding region runs from base 109 to 513 and encodes 134 amino acids. Gene Ontology annotation, biological process: DNA damage response; DNA replication. Gene Ontology annotation, molecular function: double-stranded DNA binding.
AGCCCUUCCGUCAUCUAGGGUUUAGAUUGCCAAUUCCCCAAUCAAAACACCACCCCAAUCCUGAUUCAAAUUACACCAAUAUUUCUGUAAUUCGGCGGUAAAAUCAUCAUGGGGAAGAACGACUUCCUAACCCCAAAGGCAAUUGCCAAUCGGAUCAAGGCCAAGGGACUUCAGAAGCUUCGAUGGUACUGCCAGAUGUGCCAGAAGCAAUGUCGAGACGAAAACGGCUUCAAAUGCCACUGCAUGAGCGAAAGCCACCAGCGACAGAUGCAGAUCUUCGGCGAAAACUCUAAUCGCAUAGUCGAUGGCUACUCCGAGGAGUUCGAGCAAAGUUUUCUCGAUUUGAUGAAACGAAGCCACCGGUUCAGCCGUAUCGCCGCCACCGUGGUCUACAACGAGUACAUCAACGACCGCCACCAUGUUCAUAUGAAUUCGACUGAGUGGGCCACGAUAACCGAGUUCGUGAAGCACUUGGGGAGGACGGAUUCAUUCAUCAUUGCGGACAUUGUUUAGAGCUGAACACAUGUGGGAGCUCUCCCACUUUUGGGCACUGAUGCAUGAAGCAAUGGAUUAUUUUUUUCCUUCAGGAAAUUUUACUACCAUUUAAGAGGUUUUAUUUCUUCUCAAUAGUCAUUCCUGGGUAAACAAAUAUUUCUUGUGUGCUUUUAUGGUAGGUAGUUUGGGGUUUCUUUGGUAUGAAUAAUAUGAUUUCUUUUUUGGGUAUAUGAGACUUCUUUGACUCACUCUGUUGCCUGCAUUCUUUUUCAGUUGGUUGUGGGGUUGAGUCUUCACCCAGUUGAUGUCUGAAAGUAGGUGCUUGGUAAUGGAAAAGUUGAAAAGCAUAUUAAUGUGGGAUGAGAUACUAGGUACAGCAAUAGAGGUGUUAGGAUAGUUGUGUUGUGUCCUCGUCCAACUGCUGCCUCUCAAGAUUGAUUUUGCAAAGUUGGUAUGAAAAAUUCUUUAUGUCAAAUCAUACCUGCCUAUUAUGUAUGCCCUGGUUCUUUUGACACCAGUCUAGAGCCUCUGUGAAUGGUUUUCUGUUUGUGGAAACCAACGGUUCUCAUUGCACAUGUAUUCCAUGGUUAUGUUUCCAAUAUUUUUAUGCACUGUUACACGGUUCUUUUUGCAAUACAUAUUUUCUGUGGAUGAACAAGUUGGGGAUUGGCACUUGUACAUCCUUUUCCAUUA